Protopolystoma xenopodis is the source of this 270-nucleotide messenger RNA. The record is from the annotation of a GenBank genome assembly. Lineage: Eukaryota; Metazoa; Platyhelminthes; Monogenea; Polystomatidea; Polystomatidae.
AUCAGCUUUAUUGAUUUCAUCAUCUAUCCGCUCUGGGAAACCUGGUCUGAUUUGGUCUAUCCUGAUGGUCAACUGAUGCUCGGAUUAAUCAACUAUAACAGAGCCUGGUAUGUGGAACAAGUUAGAAUGGCCUUAAAGUUGGAGGUAUCUACGCAGCGACAGGCAACUCAGAAUGCAGAUACUGUCGCGGGAAAUGCAGAAUCAGUGCCCGAACUUAACUCUGCAGAAAUAGAUAAAGUUAUCGGACUUGUUUCACCUGAAAAGGCAUAA